Messenger RNA from Spirodela intermedia, 549 nucleotides. NCBI's taxonomy places the organism in Eukaryota, Viridiplantae, Streptophyta, Magnoliopsida, Alismatales, Araceae. The record is from the annotation of a GenBank genome assembly.
AUGGUGUUCCUCGAGGCCCAACUCUCAUGGACCGUGUUGAUCCCCCCUGAGAGCCUCUUCGCUGAGGGGCUGAAGCUUCAACAGGCGAUUGUCCUCCGCCUUCUGGAGGAGGUCUCCUGCAGGAAGGCCUCCAAGGAGCUCGGCUACUUUGUGGCGGUGACCUCGUUGGAGAGCGUCGGGGAAGGCCAGUUGCAGGAGCUCACCGGCAAUGUCAUCUUCCCCAUCACCUUCAGGUGCGUCACUUUCAAGCCCCUGAAGGGCGAGGUUCUGGUAGGCGCCAUCCGCAAGGUGCUCCGGCACGGCAUCAUGCUGGCGGCAGGGCCUCUGGAGGGGGUCUUCCUCUCUGCAAAGGCUAUGGGAGAUGGCUACGAGUACCUCCCAAGGGAUGAGCCGGUCUUCUUGAGCGAGAAGCUCUCCAGGCUGGAGAGUGGCGGCGCAGUGCGGUUCAAGGUGCUGGGCCUCAAGUGGAUGGAGGAGGACAGAGAAUUCCAGGUGCUGGCGACCAUGGCCGCCGACUUCCUUGGGCCUCUCAUCUCCGACGAUGACUGA